CAUGGGGCUAGUCCCGAAUGACAACUGCACCACAUAACGGACAAACAGUCGGCACAGGAGCCGAUGCUAACGCAGAAAGACUUAAGUCUCAGGUUAAGAACUCGUCUUACUCGGAGAACGUUAUGAGGUAGAUAGUUAAAAUUUGAAAUAAACCAGCUUUGGAUGGAACAGACAGGCGCUGCCACCGUGAAAAUGGACCAGGAGUUUGAAGACAUGGACUCCAAAGGCCGGUGGCAGAAGCUUUACUCAGAAAUCAGGAAUCAAUCCCACGAGUGCUCUUACAAAGUGGCAAAGUAUCCAGAAAAUCGCAACCGAAACAGAUACAGAGAUGUCAGUCCAUUUGAUCACAGUCGGGUCAAGCUGGAGAACGCGGAAAACGACUACAUCAACGCCAGUCUGGUGGUGAUGGAAGACGCCCAAAGAAGUUACAUUUUAACACAGGGCCCCCUCAAGAACACUUGCGGCCACUUUUGGCUCAUGAUCUGGGAGCAGAAGACGAAGGCGGUCAUCAUGCUCAACAGGGUCAUAGAGAAAGGAUCAGAAAAGUGUGCCCAGUACUGGCCGACGGCAGAGGAGAGAGAGAUGGCCUUCAGAGACACGCGCUUUAUGGUCACACUGCUGUCAGAAGACACCAAGUCUUACUACACCACCAGAGUAUUGCAGCUGCAGAAUAUUAAUACGGGCGAGAAGAGAGAGAUCCAUCACUUUCACUACACCACGUGGCCUGAUUUCGGUGUCCCUGAAUCCCCGGCAUCCUUCCUGAACUUCCUCUUUAAAGUGCGGGAAUCUGGAGCGUUAGGGAUGGACCAUGGACCGGCAGUGGUGCACUGCAGUGCUGGAAUUGGACGCUCGGGGACAUUCUCAUUAGUAGACACAUGCCUUGUUCUUAUGGACAAACGGAAAGAUCCGUUGUCAGUGGACAUCAAGAACAUCCUUUUAAAGAUGAGGAAAUACCGCAUGGGUCUGAUCCAGACUCCCGAACAGCUGCGCUUCUCCUACAUGGCUGUCCUUGAAGGAGCAAAGUUCAUCAUGGGCGACUCUUCUGUGCAGAACCAAUGGCGUGUGUUGUCUGAGGAAGAUCAGGAGCCGUCCUCGGAGUCUCCGCCCUCCUCCGAGCCUCAGGCCCGGUGUCCACCGGAGCGACACAAUGGGACCCAGAGAGGAGGUCAGCAGGAGGAGGCAGAGGACUACAGACAGGACAGCAGAGUUCCUACUCAGUCUUCCUGCAAGGAACAGGAGCUGGAUGGCAGCACAACACACAAACGACGCAGAGAAGAUAACCUCUCCAAAUCUGUCAACACCAAAACACCCCAAGGCAAGUCCAGGUCAACCGACUCGGACAGGAAGAGGAAAAGGAUGAAAACCAGCGACUGCUAACCAGCUCCACCUGAGUUUGGCUCCGGCAGCGAAGCCAGCCUCGGCAGGGAACUCCAGCUCUCCACCCCUCUAUCCAAACCUCCGUGCUCUUCCUCCUCUUCUUUUGCCCUUUUCUUUUUUUUACGUUCGUCAUGGUUUUAGUCCGGCCAAGUCCCAUGCUUUCAGCAACACUCGCCUCAUAACUCUUCAUGUCUUUAGCUUCAGCGUUUUCCCCCAAAUCCUCUCCGAAAUGUUUACAGCAGACACUUUGACAUUCACACAGGAGCUUUAAACCCCCUCCUCAGACCUCACCUCCGCGUUUUGCUUUUGUUGUUUUCCUCGCAUUCUGACCUCUCUUAUAAGACUGAACAGUAGGGGGGGUACGCAUUGCCAAUUUGUAAUGCUGUUCAUAUGUGUAUUUUUAGAAAGAAAAAAAAACAUUUUUUCAGAGGCGAAAACAAGAGGUACUAUUUUUUAUAAAAAAUCUACUUGAAGUUUUUAAAGGUGACGUGGGGUUUGGUAUAAGACAAGUACUGCCUCCUCCCCCAAGUAAUAGUGGCAUGAUAUUUCAAUGAUGUACAUAGUGCUCUGUUGGUUUUUUAAAGAUGUGUAUUAAAGAUAUUUUUGCUUGUAAAGAGAAAAAUAAAGAGCUUAUGUUACAGAUCUUAAUGCUGCAGAAAACUCAUGACUUGUUCUCCUUUUGAAAUUAAGUUGUCUUAAGUUUAUUUAGAGUGUAAGCUCAAAAUAAAACUGGUAUUUUGUUUACCUAC
Xiphophorus maculatus (southern platyfish) is the source of this 2126-nucleotide messenger RNA. RefSeq names its product tyrosine-protein phosphatase non-receptor type 2-like (gene ptpn2b). The coding region runs from base 163 to 1377 and encodes 404 amino acids. The record is from RefSeq and is a predicted model, not a curated record. Gene Ontology annotation, molecular function: protein tyrosine phosphatase activity. Gene Ontology annotation, biological process: protein dephosphorylation. The transcript has 10 exons. NCBI's taxonomy places the organism in Eukaryota, Metazoa, Chordata, Actinopteri, Cyprinodontiformes, Poeciliidae.